Molecule: messenger RNA, 2440 nt
Organism: Eruca vesicaria subsp. sativa (arugula)
Lineage: Eukaryota; Viridiplantae; Streptophyta; Magnoliopsida; Brassicales; Brassicaceae
Source: the annotation of a GenBank genome assembly
GUUUUGUGUUCCCCACCGGAAAAUACGAAGGUGUGAAUGAUCGGAGUGAUGAACCGGAAAUCAAAAACCCGUAACCGAAUUCGGAUCCAACCGGUUUACCACUCUCUACUCUAUCUCCGAGCCGUCUUCCUCUUCAUUCCGACUUAAAAAAAAGAUUUUUAAGUUUUUCAUCGAGAAAGAUCCGUACUUGUCUGAAUCCAAACCAAACCAACGAAACACAUUAUUUUCUGUUUUUGUUUGUUUCUUUUUUUUUUGCUCUGUUGCAAAUGUCGCUGUCUAUUUUAUCCGCUUUGUCGGAAGAUCUUCUUGUUCGCGUCUACGAGUGUCUAGACCCGCCGUGUCGGAAAACAUGGCGACUCGUCAGCAAAGAGUUCCACCGAGUCGACUCGCUGAGUCGAACAUCGAUCAGAAUCCUCCGCGUCGAGUUCCUCCAUACGCUUCUCUCCAAGUACCCUAACAUCUCCACCCUAGACCUCUCCGUGUGCCCCAAACUCGACGACGACGUCGUUUCACGCCUAGCACUCGACGACACCGUUUCGACGUCACGCUUAAAAUCACUCAACCUGAGCCGAGCCACCGCGGUUCGAGCCAGGGGACUGGAGACGCUGGCUCGUUUGUGCCACGCUCUGGAGCGAGUCGACGUGUCUCACUGCUGGGGCUUCGGAGACAGGGAAGCGGCGGCGCUUUCCGUAGCGGCGGGGAUUAGGGAGCUGAAGAUGGACAAAUGCUUGAGCUUAAGCGACGUCGGAUUGGCGAGGAUUGUCCUCGGGUGUAGUAAUCUGAAUAAGAUUAGUUUGAAAUGGUGUAUGGAGAUAUCGGAUCUUGGCAUUGAUCUUCUCUGUAAGAAAUGUAAAGACUUGACAUCUCUCGAUGUCUCGUAUCUUAAGAUCACGAAUGAUUCAAUUCGAUCCAUAGCUUUGUUACCAAAGCUCGAGGUUUUGGAUAUGGUAAGCUGCCCAUUGAUAGAUGAUGAUGGGUUACAGUAUCUUGAGAAUGGUUCUCCUUCACUACAGGAAAUUGAUGUCACAAGGUGUGAUCGCGUGACUUUGUCCAGCUUGGUCUCCAUAAUCAGAGGCCAUCCUGAGCUUCAACACCUUAAGGCCAGUCACUGUGUAUCCGAAAUAUCUGUGAGCUUCUUACAGAACAUCAAAGCUUUGAAGCAUCUCAAGACUCUAUGGAUCGAUGGAGCUCGCGUCUCUGACUCGUCUCUUUUAACCUUAACCUCUAGCUGUAGAGCCUUAACAGAUAUUGGAGUGAGCAGAUGUGUAGAUGUGAGUGACAUUGGGAUGAUGGGACUUGCACGCAACUGCUCCAAUCUGAAAGCUCUUAACCUGGCGUGCUGCGGAUUUGUGACUGAUGCAGCCAUAUCUGCUGUAACUCAGUCUUGUCUGAACUUGGAGAGUUUACAGUUAGAGUCUUGUCAUUUGAUAACAGAAAAAGGUCUUCAAUCGCUCGGAUGUUAUUCCAAGCGUCUUCAAGAACUUGAUCUUACUGACUGUGAUGGCGUGAAUGAUAGAGGGCUUGAGUAUAUCUCAAAAUGUUCGAAUCUUCUAAGAUUGAAACUUGGUCUCUGCGCAAAUAUCUCAGACAAAGGAGUUUUUCAUAUCGGCUCCAAAUGUUCGAAGCUUCUAGAACUUGAUCUAUACCGCUGUGCUGGUUUUGGAGAUGAUGGUUUAGCAGCUUUAUCACGAGGUUGCAAGAGCUUGAACCGGCUCAUUUUAUCAUACUGUGGUGAACUAACAGACACAGGGGUUGAACAAAUCCGUCAGCUAGAACAUCUAAGUCACCUUGAACUUCGCGGGCUAAAGAAUAUAACUGGUGCCGGACUAGCUGCAAUUGCGCGCGGCUGCAAGAAGCUGGUUUACUUGGACCUCAAACUAUGUGAGAAUAUCGAUGACUCAGGCUUCUGGGCGCUUGCGUACUUCUCAAGAAACCUAAGACAGAUAAAUUUGUGCAAUUGUUCUGUCUCUGAUACGGCUCUGUGCAUGUUGAUGAGCAAUCUGAGUCGAGUUCAAGACGUUGACUUAGUCCACUUGAACCGUGUGACUGUGGAAGGGUUUGAGUUUGCUCUAAGAGCAUGUUGCAACAGGCUCAAGAAGCUUAAACUUCUCGCACCACUCAGAUUCUUGCUCUCAUCUGAGUUGCUCGAGGUGCUUCAUGCUCGUGGUUGCCGGAUUAGAUGGGACUGAAGGCAAAAAAAAACAUACGAUCGUUUCUUGCUUUGGUAGACUGUUCUGGUCGUUAAAAUUAAUGGAACUUGGCUAGUAACAUUUUAAUGUGAAUCCACCAUAUCUGUAGUUAUCUACUGCUUUUGUCUUAUCUUACAAUAUUGGUUGUGUGGAGGCACUCACUUUUCAGAAGUUAAAUCAUCUUAAAUGUUUUGAUGAUAGGAUUUUGUUUUUUUUUGAGUUGAAAUAAGAUUUGUCGUGCAAGGCUCGCA